Molecule: messenger RNA, 1346 nt
Organism: Megalopta genalis
Lineage: Eukaryota; Metazoa; Arthropoda; Insecta; Hymenoptera; Halictidae
Gene: alc
Product: 5'-AMP-activated protein kinase subunit beta-1
Biological process (GO): signal transduction
Cellular component (GO): cytoplasm; nucleotide-activated protein kinase complex; nucleus
Molecular function (GO): protein kinase binding
Source: RefSeq, a predicted model, not a curated record
UAACAGAUAAGUAGAUCCUAAGCGGAUCAGCCAUUUUUAGUCGAAUCUUGAAUAGAAUCAGUGGUGUUAUCGCUCGGUUUUCGACGUUUUAAUUUGCCGUCAUACUUGAUUUGCGAUUUGCGAGUGACGUGCAGUAAAAUUCGAACAAUUCCAAUGAAAAGAAAAUAGCCACUGACAAAUUCGACUUGAAACUUGGUCACCGUUGCAGCUAGAAAGCACGAGCUGACAAUGGGUAAUGCGGGCAGUAAUCAUCCUGUCGGUCAUCAUCACGGCGGCUCCUCGGGUAGAGAACAUCGUCAUACCAAAGAACAUCCACCUCCAUCGCCAGGAAAAGAAGGCCAGGCUUUCAUUUUUGAUAAAAAGCCAAGCCAGAAAUUAGUUUUCCAAUCGUCCCACGAGGAUGAGGAACCUUAUUUUACUAAAACCGGUGGACAUCACAACGGAGAUGACUUUGGUCCUCAACGUCCACGUUCCAAUACCGUAUCCGAAGGAACUAAAGUUGCAGACAGCAAAGUGCUACCUACAGUCUUUAAAUGGGAAGGAGGUGGUAAACAGGUUUAUAUUAGUGGAACAUUCACUGGAUGGAAAACUUUACCUAUGGUAAAAAGUCAUGGGGAUUUUGUAACAAUUAUUGAUUUACCCGAAGGAGAACAUCAAUACAAGUUCUAUGUUGAUGGUGAAUGGAGGCACGAUCCUGACAUAAAAAUUGUUGAUAAUGAGAUGGGCUCCAAGAACAAUCUUGUAUCUGUAAAGAAAUCCGACUUUGAAGUGUUUCAAGCACUUGCAAAAGAUAGCGAAGGUGUUAUUAGUAGUGCUCAAACAGAGUAUGGUCAAGAAGUUCCUCCCCAUAAACCAUGGGAAAAAAUAACUGGUCCACCCAUAUUGCCACCUCAUCUGCUACAAGUUAUUUUGAACAAAGAUACUCCUUUAUCUUGUGAGCCAACUCUUCUACCAGAGCCAAAUCAUGUUAUGUUAAACCAUUUGUAUGCCUUAAGUAUCAAAGACAGCGUGAUGGUUCUCUCCGCCACGCACCGUUAUCGCAAAAAAUACGUCACAACCUUGCUGUACAAACCAAUCUAAGCGUUUGAAUCAUUCCCACAGCUAUCAGCAAUUGUUAGUUACAUCGAACGAGAACAUGCGUAUUUUGUAGGUAAGGUAACACUAUCAGCGUUUUAACAAGAUAAAAUAUUUGAGAAAAACUGAUAGAGUACGAGCAAUUUUAUCCGAGAUGUAUAAUACUGUAACUAUUAUUUAUUAAAAUGAAAUAUUUUACAUUAGAUGUCUUCCAGAUAAUACGAGUAAUUCUUGUACGUAGAUCUAAUUCAUAAUACGCUUGGAACUUUAAA